CCUUGACGGGCGGGCAGGGCCAGGCCGGGCCGGGCCGUGGGGGGCGGAGGCGGCGGCAAAGGAGAGGGUAGGGCGGCCCAAGUGCCUCCGCUCGCUCGGUCUCGUGGCCGCGCUCGCGCCGCAGGGAGAUGGCUCAGCGUUUGGUCCUCAGGAGAUUCUUGGCCCCUGUCUUCUCCAGGAAGCUUCCUCAGUGUCGCUGGGUGCCCUUUUCUCCUGAGGUUCUAGCCCAGGGCAGCCCUGCUAGACCCACUGCUGCACUCAGUUUGGCCCGGACAUUCUCCACCACCAAGACCUCUAAGGUUACGUUUAACGUCCAGGAUGGGCCCGACUUUCAGGACAGAGUUGUCAACUCUGAGACACCGGUAGUUGUGGAUUUCCACGCACAGUGGUGUGGCCCCUGCAAGAUCUUGGGGCCCCGGCUAGAGAAAAUGGUGGCAAAGCAGGAGGGGAAGGUGCUGAUGGCCAAGGUGGACAUUGAUGACAACACAGACCUCGCCAUUGAGUAUGAGGUUUCUGCUGUGCCAACCGUGCUGGCCAUCAAGAACGGGGACGUGGUGGACAAGUUUGUGGGCAUCAAAGAUGAAGACCAGCUGGAGGCUUUCCUCAAGAAGCUGAUUGGCUGCUGAGCCAAGCCGCCUCGAGUCUUCCCCUGGGGCCUUCCUAGAAAAACUCUUGUCCUUCCCAGCCCCGACCUGUCUAGCCCCAUCGGCCCAUCCUGUGUCUUGCUGGGGAAGGUUCUGCAUCUCUAAACUUGGGGACCAGGAGCAUUUCCCAGUUGUCUGACUGAAGAGGACUGGUUCUUAGGGAAGUGGCGCUGCUGCUGACGUGGGAGGGAGGGCUGGGGGUGGGGGCUCCCCGCUUGCUCCCUACCCCCUCCUCCCAUCACCACCACCAAGCCCACCCUAACCUAGGCCCUGCUUGUGACCAUCUCCAGAGUUUGGAGAGCAACCUGUUCCAGCAGGAUUACUCAUAGUGGGGUCACCCUGUUUUGACUGUGAAAUUUUUAUCCUUGUCCUCUGGUACCUGUGCUUUACUACAGAGGCUCUGUGACCCUGUGCCUGACCUACUUGCCACAUUUUCUCCUAUGAUGCUGUUUUGUAAAAGAAAAGAGAGAGUGAGAUAUAUAUAAAAUUCUCUCAUAUUUUGUAGGUCUGCAAUAAAGAGAGCUUUACUGAUCACUUCUGCCGCUCGCUGUGAAGAACAGGCCCCCAUGAUACACCCUAAAAUUCCCCUGUAGCCACCACCAUUUGUAAAAGACCCCCAGUCCCCCUCUCCUUUCCAACUAUGAGGCUGGGAGAGCAAGAGCUGGCCCCGGGGAGGAAAGGAGGAGCUCUCUGAGGCUCUUUAGGCCACAGGGUCCCUGAAGCCCUCCAAAGGUGCAAGCCCGGACAAUUUGGAACAAAUCAAGCUCCAGCAGAGACACCUUCCAUCCUUUCUGAGAGACCUUCUUAACUCUCUGAGCAGACCUCUAGUCUCUGCUUGAUUCCCUGCCUCAUUUACAUUAAUAGGCAACCUCCUGGCUUCCUGGCCCUUCCCCGCCCCCAGCCUUUUCAUUAAAUCUACUUGUGCCCACCUUA
Antechinus flavipes (yellow-footed antechinus) is the source of this 1577-nucleotide messenger RNA. It is a transcript of the gene TXN2, whose product is annotated as thioredoxin 2. NCBI's taxonomy places the organism in Eukaryota, Metazoa, Chordata, Mammalia, Dasyuromorphia, Dasyuridae. Gene Ontology annotation, biological process: cell redox homeostasis. Gene Ontology annotation, cellular component: mitochondrion. The transcript has 4 exons. The record is from RefSeq and is a predicted model, not a curated record. Gene Ontology annotation, molecular function: protein-disulfide reductase activity. Bases 129 to 626 code for a protein of 165 amino acids.